AUGGAACUUAACGAUAUAACUGCUUGGCGCGCUCUUUAUCUUCAGACUAUAAAGCGUAAUGACGAGACAGAAAAAUUACCAGUUGUUUACUUAGAUGAGACAUAUAUUCACUCCGGUCAUACAGCUGGUAAAUGUUGGCAGGAUGAUGAUGAAGAUGGAGUAUUAGAGCCUGUCUCCAAAGGACAAAGAUUUAUUAUUGUCCAUGCCGGAGAAGGUAUUCUUCUAAGACCACAAUUGUUGGCAAUUGUCAAUAGAUAUAAGCCCGAACCAGUGUAUGCUGUUGAUGCUAUUUUAAAAGGACUGGGUCACAAGGAAGCUUUUAAUUUCAUUCCCGUCGAAGAAUGGUGCAAUCAUUGUGUCCACGUCAAGAAACUUGAAGAAGAAUCCAGAAGUAAAGUUGGAUAUUUGGAUGCACCUUUCAUCGUUUCAUGCUCUGAGAGUGAAGAAAGCAGUGAUGAUGAUUCUCAAGAUGAAAGUGAUGAAGAAUUUAAUAGCAUUGAACCUCUCGCCAUAGUUCAUGCAGAACAUAAUUGUAGUAAAAAAAUUUGA
Molecule: messenger RNA, 549 nt
Organism: Parnassius apollo (apollo)
Lineage: Eukaryota; Metazoa; Arthropoda; Insecta; Lepidoptera; Papilionidae
Source: the annotation of a GenBank genome assembly